Pseudopipra pipra is the source of this 1503-nucleotide messenger RNA. Its product is annotated as ubiquitin carboxyl-terminal hydrolase 42-like. Gene Ontology annotation, cellular component: nucleus; cytosol. The transcript has 9 exons. Lineage: Eukaryota; Metazoa; Chordata; Aves; Passeriformes; Pipridae. Gene Ontology annotation, molecular function: cysteine-type deubiquitinase activity. Bases 463 to 1503 code for a protein of 346 amino acids. The record is from RefSeq and is a predicted model, not a curated record. Gene Ontology annotation, biological process: regulation of apoptotic process; protein deubiquitination.
AUCCCAGAAUGAUGUGCUCACAACCUAGAGUGAUCUCUGGGAUGUUUCCUGAGAGCAGUCAAACUGACCCCCGUGUUUACAAUUAGACCCAGGAAAACACCUUUUGUCGCUCCUCUGACACUAGGUACAAGACUUUGAAAGCUGCCAUUGCUCGUAGAGAGGUCUGCCAUCCUUUGGGUUACCUUCCGUGCUCAGUAUUUACUUGUUUUCAACAAGUUACAAUCAGGAAAAGGGAUGGCUUCACUGAUAAUCCAGUCUAGAACUCUACUGAGAAAGGAAGGUAGCCUGCGGCCCAGAAAUCAGAUUGUGGGUUUGUUGGACUCUCAGCAACGUAAACAGGGGAAUGGAUUUUUCCAAAACAGUAAAUUUAAAUGGCACUGUUUAAGCUUCCCCUGAUGUUGUUGGGUUGGCAGUUGAAGCAGAUGGUCCUGAGUGCUCCUGUAGAGACCUCACUGUUUAAAUAUGCCUUUGUGCCUCAUUUCAUCUCUUUUCAAAUGGAAUUUCCCUGCAGUCAUUGCCAAGGGAAUGACUCCGCCACAAAGGAUCCUCUUUCCCCCAGAGAAGAUUUGCAUGGUCUGGCAGCAAAGACAGAGUGCUGGAGCAGGACUCCUCAAUGUGGGCAACACAUGCUUCCUUAAUGCUGUCCUGCAAUGCCUGACAUACACCCCGCCGCUGGCCAACUAUCUGCUCUCCCGGGAGCACAGCCAGGCCUGUCGCCAACAAGGCUUCUGCAUGAUGUGCAUCAUGGAAGCGCAUGUUAACAAGGUCCUGCGUUCAGUCAGUGCCAUCCUGCCUUGGGCUGUUCUCAGGGCUUUCAGAUUCAUAGGAGAACAUUUUCAGCUUGGCAGGGAGGAAGAUGCCCAUGACUUCUUAUGCUGUACUGUCAAUGCCAUGCAGAGAGCUUGUCUGAGUGCAAGCAACGACUUGGACAUAUCAUCUCAAUCUACUACCAUUGUCCAUCAAAUAUUUGGAGGCUUUCUGAGAUCCAGAGUCAUCUGCUUCAGCUGCAAAGCCAUUUCUGAUUCCUAUGAGGCCUUCCUGGAUGUCCCCUUGGAUAUCAAAGCAGCCUCAUCCCUCACUGCAGCUCUGGAGGACUUUGUAACACCGGAGCACCUGGAUGGGGAAAACUGCUUUAAAUGUAGCAAGUGUGAGAAGAAUGUUGCCGCCACUAAGAGGUUCACUGUCCACUGUGCACCCAAGGUUCUCACUGUGUGUCUGAAGAGGUUUGACUGCUUCACUGGUGGCAAGAUCAGCAAGGUUGUAGAGUAUCCGGAGUACUUGGAUCUUCGCCCAUACAUGUCUCAGGCAGAUGGAGAAGCACUCCUCUACUCCUUAUAUGCUGUCCUGGUGCACAGUGGUGUCAGCUGUCAUGGAGGACACUAUUUCUGCUACACAAAGGCCAGCAAUGGAUUGUGGUACCGGAUGGACGAUGAAUCUGUGCAGCUGUGUUCCAUUGACACAGUUCUCAGGCAGCAAGCCUACCUGCUGUUCUAUGCCAGGUAA